Molecule: messenger RNA, 963 nt
Organism: Cylicostephanus goldi
Lineage: Eukaryota; Metazoa; Nematoda; Chromadorea; Rhabditida; Strongylidae
Source: the annotation of a GenBank genome assembly
AUGCUUCCUUCGCAACUUUUUUUGUCUCAGAAAAAUAUUCUAAAAGCAAAUAUAUGUACGGUUCUUGGAGAAAGUAUUAUUUCUUCAGCUCGGGAAGAAAAGGCGUGGAAACCUUGUUGGCUGACAUUAUGCGACGAUCCAAAUGGCGGUUGUGAGCUGAUCAUCUCAGACACCGAGCUGAGCGCGAAAGCCAGAUUGGUUCUUGAUUUGGCGUACUGCGUAAUGUAUCUGCUAGAUGAUUCCGUAUUUUCACGUGAGGGCUGUGUGUUUUUCUCGCAGACGGAUAUCGACCUACCCGGUAUAUAUCUGUGUUUUCGUCCUACGCAUGUUCUUAUAAAAUGGCUGGAGCUUUUGAGGCCAAGAGUCUUGGGUCUUCGAACGGGUGCCGUGCCUGUAAUGAUCGGAUUGCAAUUUGAACCACCGAAACAAUCAUAUGUAGCAGUUUUACAGUUACAUAUUGAUAAGUAUAGAUCGGAGUCGGUGAAGCCCGACGGAUUCUACUCAGCUUACGGGAUGAUUUGUGGAAUCAAGGUGUGCAGUACACCUGUCAUUGUUGCUUCAACUAGCAAGGGAGCUCCUCCCUCGGUUAUCUUUGACUGUUCUUUCUUGUUACCACUAGUCCCGCCUGAAAAUGGCACUCUGCAAUUCUCAGUAUUGUCGCAUCCUGGCGGCGGCAAGAAGAGUAGACCAUUGGGAGUAUCGGCGUUAUUCUCAUUGCCUGAUGCAAGAUCUCAUGCUGAUGCACCCGAAUCGGGCUUUACUUUUCGCGCUGCACGAUAUCGAAUCAAGGUGUUAUCACUGGAUCAAUAUGCUCCUUUGAUGCAGUACUUGAGGGAGGGAACAGCUGAAUUACUGGAAUGGGCAUCAGAUGUGCUAUCUAUACAGCAGCGAUCUCUCCUAUGUUGGUCGAUUGUCUCACUUCUCCUUCCUACUCGAGAUGAUCUUUUGCAUCUGAUUAGGUGA